This is a messenger RNA of Populus trichocarpa (black cottonwood), 1049 nucleotides long. Its product is annotated as UDP-glycosyltransferase 71K2. NCBI's taxonomy places the organism in Eukaryota, Viridiplantae, Streptophyta, Magnoliopsida, Malpighiales, Salicaceae. The record is from RefSeq and is a predicted model, not a curated record.
AUGACCCUGGUCGUCUUUGUCCCAGCACCAGGGAUUGGUCACCUUGUAUCAGUCAUGGAGUUUGCAAAACGUUUGCUUGAUAGAGAUGACAGUUUCUCCACCACAAUGCUUCUUAUGUCCCCACCAUUUGCACAUAAUGCAGCUGCAACAUAUGCUGAGAAACUUAAUGUAACUCAUCCUGAGUUUCAAUUCCUAGGUCUUCCUUCUGUGACCCCGCCACCCCUAGAAGAUGUUCUAGCUUGUCCUGAACAUUUUGUUUCAAUUUUCAUUGCUGAUCAUAGAGAUCAUGUUAAGGAUGCAAUUUUCAACAAUGUUUUGUCCAACAAGUCACCUGGUUUGGUUCUUGAUUUGUUUUGUACUCCCUUUGUUGAUGUUGCAAAAGACCUUGGUGUUCCUUCUUAUAUUUUCUUCGCUUCUGGUGCUGCUUUUCUUGGUUCUAUGCUUUACCUUCCUGAUAGAUUUGACAAGGGAGGGAUCACCUUCAAACCAACUGAUCCUGACUCUAUCAUCCCUGGUUACAUCAACCCAGUUCCCUCCAAGGUUUUGCCAAGUUUGUUGUUCCAUGAUGGAGGGUACUCAACUUUUGUGGGCCAUGCUAGAAAAUUCAAGGAGGUAAAGGGUAUUAUUGUGAAUACAUUUGCUGAGCUAGAAUCCCAUCCUGUUAACUAUCUUGAUGGUGAGGCAAGUGUACCCCCAGUUUUUACACUGGGGCCAGUGGUUUGUCACGAGGGCAACAGUGCAGAAGCUGAUGGGAACCAACGUGAUGACGAUGAGUUCAUGAAGUUUGUUGAUGCUCAGCCAGAAAAGUCUCUGGUGUUCUUGUGCUUUGGAAGUCAAGGGAGCUUUAGUGAGCCUCAAUUGAAAGAGAUUGCACUUUAGUAAUGUUGUGAAGGCUGACAAAAUAGCAAAAGCUGUGAAAGAUGUGAUUGAAGGUUGCAAUAAAUUCGUCAAAUUGCUAACAAUUAAUUGUUUUGCUUGGAGAUGAAUCUUGCUGUUUGAAUAUUCGGGGCAUUAACCUUGGCCACAUUCUUUAGAUAUGCAGUGCAACA